This is a messenger RNA of Ectocarpus sp. CCAP 1310/34, 229 nucleotides long. Lineage: Eukaryota; Phaeophyceae; Ectocarpales; Ectocarpaceae. The record is from the annotation of a GenBank genome assembly.
AUGCAAUGGGCAAGGAACAACGGAUGCCCCUGCGACAAGGAGACGUGCUCCAACGCGGCUUCGGGCGGACACCUUGACGUUCUGCAAUGGGCAAGGAACAACGGAUGCCCCUCGGACGAGGACACGUGCUCCAACGCGGCUUUGGGCGGACAUCGUGAGGACAUGUGCUCCAACGCGGCUUGGGGCGGACACCUUGACGUUCUGCAAUGGGCAAGGAACAACGGAUGCC